Plasmopara halstedii is the source of this 183-nucleotide messenger RNA. RefSeq lists its product as uncharacterized. The coding region runs from base 1 to 183 and encodes 60 amino acids. The transcript is spliced from 2 exons. Lineage: Eukaryota; Oomycota; Peronosporomycetes; Peronosporales; Peronosporaceae. The record is from RefSeq and is a predicted model, not a curated record.
AUGCCCAUAACACAACGACGUCUUCCGUUAAAGAACAUUUCUGAGGCGACAGUUGUGACGCAAAUGCGCAGCCUAAUCAUGCUUCCUAUGGGCGGUGUGAUGUUCUCAACUUGUAAAGAAGAAAUAGAAUUAUUGGACUGGAGUCCACAAGAUGAUAAGCCUUAUAUUCAGGAUACUGAUUGA